AUGGAGGCUAGAUUUGGGGGAAAUCCUCAUCAUUACUAUGGUCCUGUGGUACCGGAAUUGGAGGGUGUCGGAAAGAGAAGUAUGGAAUGGGAUUUAAACGACUGGAAAUGGGAUGGCGAUCUGUUCACUGCCACCCCAUUAAACACAAUUCCAUCGGAUUGCAGAAGCAGACAACUAUUUCCUGUUACGUCAGGUGGCUCUUCGUCUUGCUCAGAUGAAGGGAAAAGGGAGUUGGAAAAAAGGAGAAGAGUUGUGAUUCUUGAUGAUGAUGAAGAAGUUGGAGGUCUUAACUUAAAUCUUGGAGGCCAAGUGUACCCUAUAACAGAAGACGAUUUGGAAAGAUGGGAAGGGAAGAGUGGCAAAAAGACUAAAGUAGCCCCAGCUUCAUCAAAUCGUGCAGUGUGUCAGGUGGAUGAUUGUCAAACCGAUUUGACGGGUGCAAAAGAUUAUCAUAGAAGACAUAAAGUUUGCAAUUUGCACUCCAAGGCCACCAAAGCAUUGGUUGCAAAUGUGUUGCAAAGAUUUUGUCAGCAGUGCAGCAGGUUUCAUGCACUUGAGGAGUUUGAUGAAGGAAAGAGAAGUUGUCGCAGGCGAUUAGCAGGACAUAACAGGCGAAGAAGAAAGACACAUCCAGAAAACACAGUUAGUGGAGUGUCACUAAAUGAUGAAAGAAGCUGUAGUUAUCUGCUUGUUAGUCUCUUGAGGAUCCUCUCUAAUCUACAAUCUAAUACAUCGGAGCAAAACAAAGAUCAAGAUUUGGUGACUCAUCUUUUGAAAAACAUCGCCAGUCUUGCUGGUAAUGUGAAUGAGAAAAACUCAUCUGGAAUGGAUGCUGGAACAUCUUUUGCAACGACCCCUGAAAAGCCUGUGAGACAAAUUGAAAGUGUGAAUCCUUCAAUGGUGGAUAGAGAUAGAGGGACUCCAGCUGCUUGCCAGAUCACACAUCCGUCAAACAACAAAGCUCAAGCUCAAGCUCAAGCUCCCAUUGAAGUUGAAGCUGCUAAUAAUAAUAAUAAUGGGAUGGAGGGUAGAGUUGGAAAGAUGAAAUUGAACAACAUUGAUUUGAACAUGGUUUAUGAUGAAUCUCAAGAUGGUAUGGAGAGGAGGUUUGAAAACAUAGACAAUGUGCCUUUGUGGUUGCGUGGACACCCUCACAAAUCAAGUCCUCCUCAGACAAGUGGCAACUCUGCUUCAACAGCAACACAGUCACCAUCUAGUUCCAGUGGGGAACCACAGAGUCGUACAGACCGAAUUGUAUUCAAGCUAUUUGGGAAAGAUCCUAAUGAGUUGCCUCUUGUUCUCAGGAACCAAAUCCUUGACUGGUUAUUACACAGUCCUACUGAUAUUGAAGGUUACAUUCGGCCUGGAUGUAUCAUAUUAUCAGUUUAUCUUCGAAUGGACAAUUCCUCUUGGGACGAGCUUUGCUAUGAUUUGAGCACCCAUUUGAGGAAGCUUUUGGAUGCAUCAAAUAAUUCUUUCUGGAGAACAGGAUGGGUUUAUACUAGGGUUCUUGAUCAUGUUGCCUUUUCUUGCAACGGUCAGAUUGUUUUAAACACAGCUUUGCCAAAUAAACGCCAUAGAAACUCCAGCAUCUUGAGCAUCACACCCAUAGCAGUUUCUGCAUCUGCCAACACUCAAUUCUCUGUAAAAGGCUUCAACAUAUCAUGGUCAACCUCAAGGAUGCUAUGUGUGCUAGAAGGGAGUUACCUUGUUCAGACAAGCUGUUCAGAGUUGUUAGAUGCAACAGAUUUGAUGAUGAAGCAUGAAGAUAUCCAGUCCCUUAGCUUCUGUUGCUCUGUACCUAAUAUUUCUGGGAGAGGAUUCAUAGAGAUUGAAGAUGAUAGCCUCAGCAGCAGUUUCUUUCCAUUCAUAGUUGCAGAAGAAGAUGUUUGUUCAGAAAUCUGUACACUGGAGAGUGAUAUGGGUGAAGAGAAGACAGAAAGAGGGGCAUUGGAGUUUGUGAAUGAGAUGGGGUGGCUUCUUCAUAGAAGUGAGUUAAAACUGAAACUGAGAAUGGAGGAUCCAAACACGGAUGGUUUCUCGUUUAAAAGAUUCAGGUGGCUGAUAGAGUUUUCAGUGGACCAUGAUUGGUGUGCUGUGGUCAACAAACUGUUGACCAUCAUCCUGGGUGGGACUGUGGUGGUGGAUCAUGAUGGCUCGGUUGAAGCUGCUUUAAUGGAGGUUGGGUUGCUCCACCGAGCCGUGAGGCGAAACUCCAACAGCAUGGUUCGGCUGCUCUUGAAUUACCACCAACAAAAUUUGUUUAAACCAGAUGCUGUGGGGCCCGCUGGGUUGACUCCUCUUCAUAUUGCAUCUGGUAAAGAUGGUUCGGAGAGUGUUUUAGAUGCAUUAACAGAUGAUCCUCAAAUGGUGGGACUGAAAGCAUGGAGGAACUCUAAGGAUAGUAGUGGCUUGACACCUUAUGAUUAUGCAUCAAUGAGAGGCCAUUAUAAUUACAUUCAUCUGGUUCAAAGAAAGAUGAACAAGAACAAGAACAGAUCAGAGAAGGGGGGGCAUGUGGUGGUGAACAUGCCUCCUCCGGUGGUGGCUGAGCCGCCCCAUAAAGUUGCCGGAUUUGAAACGGAGAAGGCUGUGGUGGUGGUGGUGCAGAAAUCGUGCAGCCGGUGUGAGCGGAAACUGUCAUAUUAUGGUGGUGGGCGGUCUUCACUGGCGAUAUAUAAGCCGGCAAUGCUGUCAAUGGUGGCAAUAGCUGCAGUGUGUGUGUGUGUGGCUUUGCUGUUCAAGAGUUCACCUCAGGUUAUGUAUGUGUUCCAGCCCUUCAUUUGGGAGAGACUCAAGUAUGGAGCAAGCUAAAGCUAAUACAAGUCUAGGAUUUCAAUUUUUUUUCUUCUUCUUUUGGAUAUAAUUUUAUUAACGAAGAUAUGGUUAUGAUCCUUUAUAUAUAUAAUAUAUAUAUAUUCUGACUGGAAAAUUUAUAUGUAAUGUGUAUAUGUCUGUAUUGAUGUUAUUCCAUCCAAAUACAAGCUUUUCUUCCAUAGGUGAUUGGGUGAUACGAUAACUUUUUAUAUUUGAGGUAGGGUCAAUUUAUAUGUAACGUGUAUGCGUCACUUUUUAUAUUUAUAGCAUUUAUGUUUGUACUUCAGA
Molecule: messenger RNA, 3105 nt
Organism: Lactuca saligna
Lineage: Eukaryota; Viridiplantae; Streptophyta; Magnoliopsida; Asterales; Asteraceae
Source: the annotation of a GenBank genome assembly